UGUACAUAUGGAAAAACAUCAUGAUACCCAAAGGACUGCGAUGGGCCAAUGUGGCAUUCUACCAAUUGCCGAAGACAACGCAAGAUUUUUAUUACUCGCCCUGGUAUUGGUCAUUUAUAUGGUUAUUGGUGCCACCGUAUUCCAAUACUUGGAGAGUGAUUUGGAAAUACGUCAAGCACAUGCAUUCUGGGAUCAAUAUUUACAAUUUUGUUCGCAUUAUAUUGAAAUACAUAAUCGGGAUGAUGUAGUAGACAUGUUAUCAGUUGCAUCUUCAUCAUCUACAUUAUCAGCAACUGAUAAUGUUGAUGAACAAUUAAUAAAAAAUAAACGAUUACAUAGUCUAUUAUAUGCAUAUGGAAAUGCAACUGCAACUGGGAUAAUACAUAAACGCCGUCGUUGGGAUUUUGCUGGAAGUUUUCAUUUUGUUGGAACUAUUGUAUCAACCAUUGGUUAUGGAAAUACAGCACCACAAACCACAAUGGGCAAAGCUGUUGUGAUCGUUUACGGUUUUUUAGGUUGUUCUGGUGGCAUUUUAUUCUUUAACUUAUUCCUCGAACGUAUCAUUACAUUCCUUGCAUGGAUUUUACGAACAAUACAUUUACGACGUGUGAAAAAACAUGACGACGAUGUUGGGCUAGAACAUUGGAAACCAAGUGUAUAUUGGGUAAUGUUAUCGUUAACAAUUGCUUCAUGUGUAGUGGCAACAUGUGCUGCAGCCGUGUACUCACCGUUUGAAAAAUGGAGUUAUUUUGAAGCAAUCUACUUCUGCUUUGUGUCGUUUGCAACUAUUGGAUUUGGUGAUUAUGUGUCCACUGAUGAUAUUUCAUACCCAAAUUUAUACAUUUAUCGUGUUGUGAAUUUUAUGUUUCUGGUGAUCGGAUGCUGUUGUAUAUAUUCCUUGCUAAAUGUCACCUCAAUAGUUAUAAAACAAUUUUUAAACUGGAUGAUUAUUCGUUUACAGUGCCGAUGUUUUAAUGAUCCAACAAGUGCAGCUGGACGCAUAUGGCGAAGACAUUCUUUCCAACAUUCCCGGCGUAGACGAAGACGUCGAUCAAGCGCUGCUUUACCAUCAGCCAUAAAACGUUCCCGACGUGCUAAAAUUAUUGCAGCCUUAAAACAUGCCAACGAAAACCAAGAAAAAACUUCACCACAAAAUGAUUCUGAUUCUUGUGGUGGCUAUGAUUCCGAAGAAGCUGAACGUAAUCGAAAAAUGUCUGGGGAAUUAAUUUCAAUGAAAGAUUUUCUCCAAGCGAAUAAAGUAUCAUUAGCUGUAAUGCAAAAACAAUUGUAUGAAACUGCACAGAUGCAACGUGGUGGAGAUAUUUAUCAACAGUAUAAUGGUCCAAGUAGACGUUAUCCUGAAGCAGAAUUUCGACCUGGGCUUGUUGGUCCAUUAGCUAUUGUAAGUGAAAAAUUAGGUGAUAAAAAUACACGAUAA
Molecule: messenger RNA, 1438 nt
Organism: Chrysoperla carnea
Lineage: Eukaryota; Metazoa; Arthropoda; Insecta; Neuroptera; Chrysopidae
Product: potassium channel subfamily K member 13-like
Exons: 6
Coding region: 8-1438 (476 amino acids)
Biological process (GO): potassium ion transmembrane transport; stabilization of membrane potential
Cellular component (GO): membrane
Molecular function (GO): potassium ion leak channel activity
Source: RefSeq, a predicted model, not a curated record